Messenger RNA from Drosophila arizonae, 677 nucleotides. RefSeq names its product lethal (2) essential for life (gene l(2)efl). Gene Ontology annotation, cellular component: nucleus; cytoplasm. The record is from RefSeq and is a predicted model, not a curated record. Gene Ontology annotation, biological process: protein refolding; response to heat. Lineage: Eukaryota; Metazoa; Arthropoda; Insecta; Diptera; Drosophilidae.
AAAACUGAGCAGACUUUUCGAAAUGUUCCACAAAAACGUUGCAACCGCGAAUCGGAAAACACGAAAAAUUCUACAUUCUGUGAUUAAUUGGAAUAAUUAGCAAAGAUGUCCGUUGUUCCUCUAAUGUUCCGUGAUUGGUGGGAUGAGCUUGACUUUCCAAUGCGCACAUCGCGCCUGUUGGAUCAACACUUUGGCCAGGGUCUGAAACGGGAUGAUCUUUUGUCGUCCGUUUGGAACUCGCGCCCCACUGUGCUACGCUCGGGCUAUCUGCGUCCGUGGCAGCGCUCUGUGAAUAGUUUGCAGCGACAGGAAUCGGGCUCCACUCUGAACAUCGACAACGAGAAGUUCGAAGUGAUUCUCGACGUGCAGCAGUUCUCCCCGAAUGAGAUUACAGUGAAAGUAUCCGAUAAAUUCGUCAUAGUCGAGGGCAAGCACGAGGAGAAGCAGGACGAGCAUGGCUUCGUAGCCAGACAGUUCUCCAGACGUUAUCAGCUGCCAGCUGAUGUCAAUCCAGACACAGUCACCUCAUCCCUGUCCUCGGAUGGCCUGCUGACCAUUACGGCGCCCAUGAAGAAAUUGCCCCCGCCCACCACGGAGCGCCUAGUGCAAAUCACACAGACUGGACCCUCCUCCAAGGAGGAUAACGCCAAGAAGGUCGAAACCUCAACGCAAUAAGC